CUCAACCAUAUUGUACACCCAGCCGUACGGUGGGAAAUGUUCAAAUCUGUAGUCGGAUACUACUUCCGUGGCCACUGGGCAGUUGUGCUCGAUAUACCACUGCUCUUUGAAAGUGGCCUCGACAAACUCUGUGGUGUCGCGGCUGUCGUUGCCGUCCGCGACCCAGCAAUCCAGAUGCAGCGCCUGCGAGCGCGGGAUCCUCACCUCAGCGCAGAAGAUGCAGAGAACAGAGUGCGCAGCCAGACCGAUGUGCGGGAAAAGGCUCAGAGGUGCGAGGAACGGGGAGAAGGCAAGGGUAUCGUGCUUUGGAAUGAUGGAUCGCGAGAGGAUUUACAGGUGCAGCUGGACAAGGCGAUCAAGGGGUUGAAGAAGGAGACUCCGGACUGGUGGACGUGGUUGCUUCUUGGAUGUCCACCUCUGGCUGUUGCAGUUGCGACGUGGAGGUUUUGGCAGAAUCUGAUUAUCAACGAGAGAUGGGAGGAGAAGAAAUUGCAGGCUAAACUGUAGGUAGAGUCAUUUGCUGGCAUCCAACUAAAGUUUGAACGCAGAAAUUUACAUAAGGAAGGAAACACCAUGAGCCUGAUAUGGUGGCAGGUGGACUGCAGAAAAAUCAGUAAGG
Fusarium graminearum PH-1 is the source of this 619-nucleotide messenger RNA. RefSeq names its product dephospho-CoA kinase. Bases 37 to 507 code for a protein of 156 amino acids. NCBI's taxonomy places the organism in Eukaryota, Fungi, Ascomycota, Sordariomycetes, Hypocreales, Nectriaceae. Gene Ontology annotation, molecular function: ATP binding; dephospho-CoA kinase activity. The transcript has a single exon. The record is from RefSeq and is a predicted model, not a curated record. Gene Ontology annotation, biological process: coenzyme A biosynthetic process.